UCGCUUCCAUGCUUAUUAUUGCAGAUGCUAAGAACUGCAACGUUAUCCCAUGCAAGCUUGGAGACUGUAAAGACGACAAUGGGAUGAAGGCUCGGCACUGCGAAUGCCCAAAAACCCGAUUCCCGGAUCUAGCAAUAAAUUGCAGCAUAAGCACAAUGAAGCAUGACGAGUGCAAGAAGAAGAAUGCAAGUGCCAAGCUGCGCGAUGAUGGUAGAGUAGAUUGUGUUUGCAAUGAUGGCUUCAGGAUGAUCAAUGGCAUGUGCACAGACGUGGUAUGUCUAGAUUAUUCAAGUACCUGCAAGACACUGUGUAAGACUUCAAAUAUAGACCGGGCUCAAAGGCGAGGCUGCUGCUCCGGCUGGGAACCUCACAACUGCACCGCCCCUGGAAAAGUGAGCUGUGAACCUGGAUGGGUACUGAUUGGACAGUCUUGCGUUGAUGCCUGUACUGCUAACCAAACGGGGGAGUUUUGCAAGGGCGGCUGCACGCCUGGAAACGACAGCAUCGGCGUGGCUUUCAGCUGCAAGUGUGGUGCCAAUGAAGUCUUCAAUCCGAAAACAUUGACAUGCGAAAAGAGAAGAACGUGCAGCACGGUGGAGAAAAAGAAUUGUAUGACUUCUGGCUACACGCAUUGCCUGAUAGAAGAAGGACUACACAAAUGCUCCUGCAAUGAGAACGAGCGCUUUAAUGGGACGAAGUGCUCAAGUGCGUGCAGUGAAGAUAAAACGAGGCACUGUGGACUCCGAAACGCAACAUGUGAGAUAGAGAAUAACAUUGAAACCUGCACUUGCAAUUAUCCCAAGGCAUUUAACGCGGAUGACAUCUGCACAGAAGAGGGAAUUAAAUUUAUUGAAAUAGAAUUCGAGAUCCCCGACGACUUUGACACAACAUACAGCGCCGUCAAAGCGUGUCCAAGUGCGGAAGACAUUGCAGACUUGGUACGGCAAAAAACAGGCAACAAGCACAUAGCGCCGAGAAACGUUGUUUGUGAAGGAGAUGGGACCGUAAAGGUGAUGUUUGGCCUUGACCUCCACGACAGCGAAGAGGCACUAGCAGCUCUAUAUCAUCGUUCUACAAUCCCUGGCCGGCAGGGCCAGAGCCUGCUUGGCCGUGGCAUCUUCAUGAAAGUGAACAACCUUCAUGUUUCAUCUAGUGAAGCGAAGCAGUUUGCGAACGCCGUAAGCCUAAAAUCUGCGCCAUACACAGACAAAGUGGUUAGCAAGGGAUUGAAAGGAGGCCUGGUUGUGAUGGCAAGCAUUAUAGGAAUGUUCGUCCUAUGUGGUGCUUUCGCAGUGAUAUACAUUAUUUUGAGGGUGAAGAGGCGGCAGCAGGCACUUGUUCAAGGACAUUCAUAUCCAAAAAUCUGUCGGCCAGAAGAUGUUGCUGCUGAAGAAGGCGCUUCAAACAGAAAUGCUUGCCUUUAAUUCUUGCAUUCCCGUUAAGGAUAUUUCAGCUUUGCCCACAAGAAAUAAGAAGUGAAGAAGGAUAUCACGUUUGCUCACGUCAUGUGCAUCAUUAAUCGUCACAACCUUGACCUACAAUGCUCGCAAUAAAGUAUGCUAGCAAA
Messenger RNA from Dermacentor silvarum, 1567 nucleotides. Its product is annotated as glycoprotein antigen BM86-like. The record is from RefSeq and is a predicted model, not a curated record. The transcript has 15 exons. The coding region runs from base 9 to 1424 and encodes 471 amino acids. NCBI's taxonomy places the organism in Eukaryota, Metazoa, Arthropoda, Arachnida, Ixodida, Ixodidae.